GGGCAUCAGCUUCCGGUGUGUUUCCAGGAUUUAGCCACAGCCGGUAAAUAUGAUAUAAAUAUAUAUAAAUGAUACCUUAUUUAACGGCUCUAGAUUUAUCUACGUGCAAAAACAUUUGACUUUUAUAACGGAAAUAUUAGUGCAUAUUCAAGAGUAAGCAGAGUACAGGAACACAAGAUAUUAGCUCGGUUAGCUUGUUGGCUAAUAUAAACAUUUAGCAGUUUGUAGCUACAUGCAAGUUAGCACUCUACUUGACUGACAACCUGCCGUGAGGGUGAAGGUUAGAGGUCUACUCGAAGGUUUCAUCCGACUGAAACACUUCAGCCAGUGGAUGUAAAUAUUCUACUAUGUGUAACUUGUUUUGGCAACGUUAGCAUCUGAAAUUAGCUCUAAUGCUAGCUCACGAUGCCCCUCGCUCCUGCAAACCAAUCCCAGCUGAUCCGGUCCAGUCAGAAGGACGAAUAUUAUCAAACCUUCCUGAGAAACAACGCCAACGAAGCUUUUCAAACACUUGCUGGGUCCAAAAGAUGGCUGGACUGGAGGAGAGAGAUCGAGCUGCUGUCAGACCUUGCAUACUACAGUUUAACAACAUUCUCAGGUUACCAAACCCUGGGCGAAGAGUACGUCAGCAUCGUGCAAGUGGAUCCCACUAAAUGUCACAUCCCCUCAGGGUUCAGACGAGGCCUCUUUGUCGUCUGCCACGCCGCCUUUCCUUACCUCCUGGAUAAGGUCCUGGUGUGCCUGGAGAACGAGCUGGAAGGUGGGCAGGAGAGCCGUGGAGGUCUCAGUUGGCGGCAGGCUGCGUCCGGGCCGUGGAGCCUUGAGCGCUGGCUGAGGAGCAGGAUGCGGAGGGCAGUGGGGCUGCUGUCGGAGCCCCAGAGGAGAGUGUGCCUGCCGGCUGUGUUCGUCCUCCAGCAAGGUCUGACCCUCCUGCACAGACUCCAUGUGGCUCUGUUCUACAUCAAAGGCUCGUUCUAUCACCUGUCCAAGAGGGCGGCUGGCAUCAGCUAUCUGGGUGUGACGGGUCUGAACCGUGAUGACGGGAUGAUCCGGAGCAGCUACAGGCUCCUGGGGGCCGUGUCCCUCGUCCAGCUGCUCAUCACUGUGUGUCUGCAGCUCAACAACUUUAGGCAGAGACAGAGGGCAAGGCAGGAGUGGAAGCACUACAGGAACCUCAGCCCUCAGUGCACACGGAGCUCGGACCCCAGAGCCGCCCGGUGUAUCCUAUGCCUGGAGGAUAGGAGACACUCCACCUCCACCCCCUGUGGACACCUCUUCUGCUGGGAGUGCAUCACAGAGUGGUGCAACACCAAGGCGGAGUGCCCCCUGUGUCGGGAGAAGUUCCAACCUCACAGACUGGUGUACUUGAGGAACUACAUAGCCUGAUACUGCAAGCUGCUGCUGGACUGUAAGGCUGUUGUUGACCUGCAUGCAGAACAAUGUUCUCCAGCAGUCACACGGAACUUGGUGCCGAUGUACACAAGCAUCUUUUCUUAUUCCUCUUCUGUUGUUGUUGAGGAAAGGUUGUUGAUUGAGAAUUAAAUGUUGGAUUCAGUUGGAAGUUGUUGGAUCAGUCGAAACGUGUAAAUAUUACCAUUUAAUUAAAACCAACCAGAUGCUAAUAAACUGUGGGAAAUAUUCAAAUAUGUGUUUUGUGUUUUAGGUUGUUUAAAAAAUUAAAUAUGAAAAUAGAUCUCAGGUGUCGUUGUCUUACAGUGUAAGUACGUAUAAUUGUUCAUUGACGGCCUGGUAGAAAAGGAGUCUGUUGUAUGAUGGAAGAUUACCAUUAAAUAAAGUAUAGUAAAUCAAGGUG
Molecule: messenger RNA, 1813 nt
Organism: Micropterus salmoides (largemouth bass)
Lineage: Eukaryota; Metazoa; Chordata; Actinopteri; Centrarchiformes; Centrarchidae
Gene: pex10
Product: peroxisomal biogenesis factor 10
Exons: 6
Coding region: 406-1386 (326 amino acids)
Biological process (GO): protein import into peroxisome matrix
Cellular component (GO): peroxisomal membrane
Molecular function (GO): zinc ion binding
Source: RefSeq, a predicted model, not a curated record